Nerophis ophidion (straightnose pipefish) is the source of this 2518-nucleotide messenger RNA. RefSeq names its product secretory carrier-associated membrane protein 5. Lineage: Eukaryota; Metazoa; Chordata; Actinopteri; Syngnathiformes; Syngnathidae. The coding region runs from base 220 to 900 and encodes 226 amino acids. Gene Ontology annotation, biological process: protein transport. The record is from RefSeq and is a predicted model, not a curated record. Gene Ontology annotation, cellular component: trans-Golgi network membrane; recycling endosome membrane. The transcript is spliced from 7 exons.
ACCGCCUCUUCCUCCCCGAAGCCAUCAUUGAAGAGCGACGCUGCAACUCUUCCUCUCUCUCUCUCUCUCUCUCUUUCUCUCUCCGUUCCAUGAAGAUUCAUCUCCAAAAUGCUUUUUUGAACAAUCCGCCGCUUUUUAGCCACGCACGACACGCCAGUUUUUAGGCUGAAGGGUCCUGCAACUUUUUCUGAAAGGGAAAGACAAUCUAAGUCUCUCAUCAUGGCAGAAAACAACUUCCCUCCGCUGCCUGGAUUCUUCCCCCUCAGGCCUUGCUUCUACCAGGACUUCAACGAGAUCCCAGACCAGCGCCGCUCUAUGUGCAAGCGCAUCUACUACUUGUGGAUCUUGAACAGUGCCACGCUGGCUGUUAACCUGAUUGGCUGCCUGGCGUGGAUGUGUGGUGGAGGCGGAGCCACCAACUUCGGGAUGGCCUUCCUGUGGCUGAUCCUCUUCACGCCUUGCUCCUACGUGUGUUGGUUCCGGCCGAUCUACAAAGCCUUCAAGACCGACAGCUCCUUCAACUUCAUGGCCUUCUUCUUCGUCUUCAUGGCUCAGGUUGUGAUCAGUAUUAUCCAGAGUGUGGGCAUUCCUGGUUGGGGGGUGUGCGGCUGGCUGGCGACCAUCACCUUCUUCAGCAGCAACAUCGGCUCGGCGGUGGUGAUGCUGAUCCCGACCAUCAUGUUCACCGUUGUGGCGGUGCUGUCCUUCAUCGCCCUGUCCAAGGUGCACAAGCUGUACCGCGGCAGCGGCGGCAGCCUGGGGAAGGCGCAGGAAGAGUGGACCUCGGGGGCCUGGAAGAACCCUCAUGUGCAGCAGGCGGCCAUGAGCGCCGCCCAGGGAGCCGUGCAGCAGAACCAGUACUCUGCGGCGCCCACCUACAACUACGACGAGCCCAUGUAGGACGGCGGCGCUGGACGACACACUUGAUGAUUGGGUGUCACCCGGGAGGAGGAGAAGUGUCCCGGGAAAAUCUGUCCAUCCAUUGUAGUUCCGCGUGGACUCAAGUAGCAACACUGGUGUUUCAUAUCCAUCCAAAACUUACAUAACCUUCUUUUAUUUAUUUGACCUGAACUUAAUAGGAUCUCAAGUAUUACAACAUCUUGUUUUUGAUUGACUGCAACUUUUAUUAGUAGAUUGCACAAUACAUUAUAUAUUAUUAGUAGAUUGUACAGUACAGUACAUAUUAGAUUGCACAGUACAUUAUAUAUUAUUAGUAGAUUGCACAGUACAGUACAUAUUAUUAGUAGAUUGUACAGUACAUUAUAUAUUAUUAGUAGAUUGCACAGUACAGUACAUAUUAUUAGUAGAUUGCACAGUACAGUACAUAUUAUUAGUAGAUUGCACAGUACAGUACAUAUUCCCUACAAUUGAGCACUAAAUGCUAACACCCCAAUAAGUUUGUCAACUUCUUUAAGUCGGGGUCCACCUUCAUCAAAUCAUGGUACAAAUAUAUAAUAUCAGCAUAAUACAGUCAUCACUCGGUUUCAUCAUCUGAGUACAAACCCCGUUUCCAUAUGAGUUGGGAAAUGGUGUUAGAUGUAAAUAUAAACAGAAUACAAUGAUUUGCAAAUCCUUUUCAAGCCAUAUUCAGUUGAAUAUGCUACAAAGACAACAUAUUUCAUGUUCAAACUCAUAAACAUAUUUUUUUUGUGCAAAUAAUCAUUAACUUUAGAAUUUGAUGCCAGCAACACGUGACAAAGAAGUUGGGAAAGGUGGCAAUAAAUACUGAUAAAGUUGAGGAAUGCUCAUCAAACACUUAUUUGGAACAUCCCACAGGUGUGCAGGCUAAUUGGGAACAGGUGGGUGCCAUGAUUGGCUAUAAAAGCAGCUUCCAUGAAAUGCUAAGUACUUCACAAACAAAGAUGGGGUGAGGGUCACCACUUUGUAAGCAAAUUGUCAAACAGUUUUAGAACAACAUUUCUCAACGAGCUAUUGCAAGGAAUUUAGGGUAUUUUACCAUCUAUGGUCCGUAAAAAUCAUCAAAAGGUUCAGAGAAUCUGGAAAAAUCACUGCACGUUUGAUCCCUCAGGCGAUACUGCAUCAAAAACCGACAUCAGUGUGUAAAGGAUAUCACCACAUGGGCUCAGGAACACUUAAUAAACCACUGUCAGUAACUACAGUUGGUCGCUACAUCUGUAAGUGCAAGUUAAAACUCUACUAUGCAAAGCAAAACCCAUUUAUCAACAACAUCCAGAAACGCCACCGGCUUGGCUGGGCCCGAGCUCAUCUAAGAUGGACUGAUGCAAAGUGUAAAAGUGUUCUGUGGUCUGACGAGUCCACAUUUCAAAUUAUAUUUGGAAACAGAGGACUUGGUGUCCUCCAGAACAAAGAGGAAAAGAACCAUUCGUAUUGUUCUAGGCACAAAGUGUAAAAGCCAGCAUGUGUGAUGGUAUGGGGGUGUAUUAGUGUGUUGUAGUCAGCAUGUGUGAUGGUAUGGGGGUGUAUUAGUGUGUUGUAGUCAGCAUGUGUGAUGGUAUGGGGGUGUAUUAGUGUGUUGUAGUCAGCAUGUGUGAUGGUA